AUGAAUACGAACGUAUUUAACAAUGGAAGACAUCCAACGGUAAAUGAUUUUGUGAGUAUGGAACGUGAUAAUGAUACAUUGUUAACACAGAUUCGUGUUAUCGAUCAACUAUUGAUAUCGUCUUCAAAAUUGCGGAAAAUUUAUUAUUCGUUAUAUCAUCCAACGAUGAUUUGGGUCCUUCUAAACACCGUUUGUGCGAUUUUUGCGUUGAUAGGUAAAAUCGCUACUUUUGUAACUUUCGGCUCGCUUAAUCAACAAGAAUGCACAAUGAUUCGCGAUCGCUUGUUAAAUUUUCUUCUUUAUAAGACUGUAUUUUUAUUUGGUGUAUUAACAAGCGUAAUUCUGGAAGAAAUCAUUGUAUGGAUCUUGUGGUUCACUCUUGUUGCAACUGUCGCUCUUCUGCAAAUGAUUAUGAUGCACAAGUUGAAAUAUUUAACAUCGUCAUUUCCAUCGCGGUCAGUUCAAUUACGCAUUCUCGCUCUCUCAGUCACAUUAUUGCUUAUAUCUAUUGGAUUAAUAAUAUUCACUUUAUAUUCUUUCUUUUUCCUUCCAUUCAGUUAUUUUCUGUUCAUUUUCGCUGACGCUCUAAAAUUAUCAAUUCGGAGCUCAUAUAUAAUAUUCAAAUGUGCACUUCUUUUCGAGGAAAUAUUUUAUUUAUUUUCUUCAUUCAAUGCUAUCACAAUUUCUUAUUAUUUGGAUCUUGUUCAUGAUUUAUUGGCUGAUACCGUCGAUCUCUUUCAUUAUGCGCAUAUGUUGAUUUAUUCUCAAAUUGUUCUAAGUAUGGCAUGUAUUAUUCUUACGAUGCAAAUACGUUAUUUUUAUAAAUCGAUUACAUCGCGAAUUGAUCGCCAUGUGAAAUAUAAAAAAAUCACUGCACAUAUUCGUUCAAAUUAUCCAGAAGCAAACUUUGCUGAUUCGAAUGAUAUGGAAGACUGCGCCAUUUGUUGGGAAAGAAUACAAAUAGCUCGUCAAUUACCUUGUAAUCACUUUUUUCACGAAUGGUGCUUAAGAAACUGGCUAGAGCAAGAUAGUUCCUGUCCUACUUGUCGUUUUGCUCUCUCCUCAGCAGAAAAUAUUCAAGGAUCUCAACCAUUAGCAGCAGCCAUUCCUCAGCCGUUCAAUCAUAUAUUUCAUUUUGAUGGUACGCGUUACGCACGUUGGUUACCCUCGUUUUCAGUAGAACUCUCUCAUAAUGUUGGUUUUCAGGAAAAUCGCUUGAUUGAACUCGACAAUUCACAAAUAGAUUUUAUGGCAGAACAAGUACAUGAAAUGUUCCCACAGAUAGACAUUGGAACCAUUAGAGAUGAUAUUCAACAAACUGGUUCUGCUCAAGCAACAAUCGAAAAUAUUUUAAUGGGUCGUCUUCUAGAUCGUAAUGCAUCAUCUUAUGGUCGUUAUGGUGAUGGAACGGAUUCAAGUACAAUUGAUGAUUCGUCAUCAUCAACAAACUCAUCGGCUGAUUUCAGUGCUGUACCAAGAAUUGUUAAUGAAACUUCAGUGGCAAGUUCUGGUAGCCGAUUUAGCGGGCAACCAAAAGAGAGACAUCAUAUUUUAUCUCAUAGGAAAUCGGUUUUGAUCGAAGAGAACAGGAGGAAAUAUAUCGCAUCAGAAAGAGGAAUCGAUUUACGCAACACUUAA
Messenger RNA from Dracunculus medinensis (Guinea worm), 1638 nucleotides. The record is from the annotation of a GenBank genome assembly. NCBI's taxonomy places the organism in Eukaryota, Metazoa, Nematoda, Chromadorea, Rhabditida, Dracunculidae.